AUCUGUUUCUUUAUUGUUACUAUUAUUAUUGUUCCGCCUCGCUUCACUCAUUUUCUUUUUAAACUUUGCUUUCUUUUUCUUUUUCUUUUUUUUUUGCUGCUUUGUUUUGUUUCUUUCUUUUUAAUUAUUUUUGCUCUUGCUCUUUCUCGUGAUGAGCGUCUUCGACUGCCGCUUUUUCCCUCUUCUCCGCUUCCCAACCCUAACCCUAAUCCUGACCUCUCCUUCUCCUCUGUUUCUUCACCAUUGCCGAUCUCGGAGCCAUCGAACCCCGCAUUCUCCUCACUCUACUCGAUCGAGAUCGUUGAACUGGGUUUGCGAUCUGAGCUGUUGCUGGCAUUCCUAGACGUCUUCCUGCAUGGAGAAAUGUGUGCAGGAAAAAGCGAAAAAUUACAUGUUUGGAAAGGAUUCGGCAAUGAGCGCGGAAUGUGGAACCCCUUCCCCUCUCUCAUCAUUUCUAUUUCUAGUCAUUCGCCAUCUUCUGUGUAUGCUGUUGAAUCGGAUCGUGGUGCACAUUGAUGUUGAGAAGCUGUUUUGAAGGCCCCCUUCAACUAUAGUAAUUGAUACGUAUGAAAAGUAUCUAUAUGAAAAAGUUUGGUUUUUCUUGAUUGUACUUCAUUACCUACUGGACAGAUUCCUGGGACAUGGGUUAGUUAUUUAAUCGCUUAUCUAGGUUAUCUUGGUUGGUACAGCCACGUAGAAAAUGGGUUCAUCAGGUGGUAUUUCUGAGAUUGUUGAAUCAAAUGAAGAAUUAAAAUCAGUUCAUCAUUUGAAUAGAUCUAAGACACUUAGUAUUAAAUCAAAAGCAGAUGAAGAUGUUAAGUCUCAUGGUCGACCUGUCGAGGAUGACCUUGAUCGGCUUUUGAGGGCAAUUGAUCUCAGGACCUCACCAAGGGUUCUUGGCCCUUCUCACCAGGAUGGUGUGGACUUACUGCAGAAGAGUACUCUUAAGAAGCCAGUUAAAGUCAGGAUAUCUCAAGCAUCAGGAAUAGGAAUAUCUGAAUCAGUGACCUUGAAACAAGCACUGCGAAGGUUGUGCAUUUCUCAGGCAUCAGAGAUGGCUGCUAUGAAAAGGUUAUCAAAACCAAUUGGCUUAUCUGGUAGCUCUGAAGCUGGAACUAUUAAAAAACUCUAUGCCUCUGUAGUGGUCCAAGCAAGUGAUUCUGAUCUUUCAGUAGAAGAAGAAAAAAGAAGUUUAGUAGAGAUAUCCAUUGUUCCUGAAAAAGUUGUCAUGGAGUCAUCUGGAAAAGCUACUGAUUUCAGUCAAAGAAGCAACUUGGAACCAUCUAAUCGAGAUGCUGCUUCAUCACCUCUUUCGACAGUUCUCAACACAGCUAAGGUACCAAAAGUCAGAAUUCAAGAUGUGCUUAAUCCUACAUCAGCAAAAACCAGCAAAAAUCUAUCAGCUUCUGCAGAGAUAGAGAAGAAGGGAAAGACGAUUUCCGUAACUUGUGUAUCCAGCUCCCAGAAAGGCACUGAAUCAAUCAAGUCUGCAGUAAGUCCACAUCUGAUCAAGCCAGUAUUUCGGAGCAAGACCUGUGGUAGAAAGAAAGGAAAGAAGGAAUCAGCUUCAAAAUCAGGUAGUUCCAUCAGAUGUGGAGAAGUUGACAAAGCUGGUGCAGCUAUUCCUAGUAAAACAAAGUCAGGUUGCCAGAAAGAAUCUGUGCCUCCAGCAUCCAGCAGCAUGAAUCCUGCUGGUGCAGUUGUCACAGAAAACAUUGACAGUGGUGCGAGCAAACCAGAUUGCAGUCCAAAUAACUGCAGUGGUGGUAGGGCUGUUGGUGUGAAAAUGAGUGAAUGCUCAAGAUUGAGAGAAAAGGGGGAGUGCUCUCAAAGUUCUAAAAGUAGCAUUGGUGAUAGCAGCACCAGCAUCAGUGAGGAGAGCCAUCAGAGUGGUUCCAGCAGUAAUGGUAGUAGACCUCACAUGUCAAAGGAUGCGAGAUGGGUAGCCAUUCGCCAUGUUGUGAUGCAGCAGGGAAGCUUAGGAUUGAAGAAUUUUAAGCUUCUCAAAAGGCUUGGUUGUGGUGAUAUUGGCACUGUUUAUCUUGCCGAGCUAAUUGGUUCUGAAUGGUUCUUUGCCUUGAAAGUCAUGGAUAUUGAAUUCCUGGUGAGCAGAAAAAAGAUGCUUAGAGCGCAAACCGAAAGGGAGAUCCUGCAAAUGCUGGAUCAUCCGUUCCUUCCUACCUUAUAUGCCCAUUUUACGGCAGAUAACCUCUCGUGUCUAGUCAUGGAGUAUUGUCCAGGUGGUGACCUGCAUGUCCUCCGACAGAAGCAACCUGGAAAGUUUUUUUCUGAACCAGCUGCUCGGUUUUAUGUUGCAGAAGUCCUCCUUGCACUGGAGUACCUACACAUGUUAGGGGUGAUUUAUCGAGAUCUCAAACCAGAGAACAUCCUUGUUCGUGAUGAUGGUCACAUCAUGCUAUCUGAUUUUGACCUUUCUCUGAGGUGUUCAGUAAGCCCUACCCUUCUCAGAUCCUCGUCCUUGGGUACAGAAGGGCCCGUAAAGAAGCUGUCGGGACCUUGUGCUGAAAACAGUUGUAUUGAUCCUCUCUGCCUUCAACCAUCCUGGGUUCAUGUUUCUUGUUUCACACCCCGUCUUGUGUCUUCUACCAUGGCAAAGACCCACAAGCUAAAAACUGACCUAGGUGGCCAGGACAGCCUGCUUCCACAGCUUGUGGUGGAGCCCACUGAUGCACGAUCCAACUCCUUUGUUGGGACUCAUGAGUAUCUGGCCCCGGAGAUUAUCAGAGGAGAUGGACAUGGAAGUGCUGUAGAUUGGUGGACCUUUGGAAUUUUUCUAUAUGAGUUACUUUUUGGUAGGACGCCCUUCAGGGGACCAGGAAACGAAGAAACUUUGGCUAAUGUGAUCUCUCUGAGUUUGAGGUUUCCUGAGAGCCCAACUGUUAGCUUCCAUGCGAGGGAUUUGAUCAGAGGAUUGCUCGUAAAGGAACCAGAGAAUAGGCUGGGAUCAGUCAGAGGGGCAGCUGAGAUUAAGCAGCACCCAUUCUUUGAAGGGCUGAAUUGGGCCCUGAUACGCUGUGCUGCACCACCUGAGACACCAAAAAGCUAUGAUGUUGGAACUCCAGUUGCAAUGCGCAAGAAAAAGGAAGGCAAAUGCCUGGAUUUUGGGAGUAAUGGAGAAGAUGUGGAGUUUGAGCUAUUUUAG
Molecule: messenger RNA, 3163 nt
Organism: Elaeis guineensis (African oil palm)
Lineage: Eukaryota; Viridiplantae; Streptophyta; Magnoliopsida; Arecales; Arecaceae
Product: serine/threonine-protein kinase D6PK
Biological process (GO): protein phosphorylation
Molecular function (GO): protein kinase activity; ATP binding
Source: RefSeq, a predicted model, not a curated record